UCCGUUCACAUAUUUUGAAAUUCCGGCGUGUUCAAAAAUCCCAUACGUGAGUGUGACUCUCCUCAAACGCAUACACCACUGCUACAACUACUACUCAACUCGUUCAAAAAAAAAAAAAAAACUCGUUCUCUUUUUCAAAUCUAAUCUACGCUCAGGUUCUGUGCUCGAGGCUCUUCUCCCUGCCGGUUUGUAGAUCUGUUGCGUAUAUAAUUGGAAGUAUUUUCUGUUAAAUAGUGAUGUCCCUGCUAAGUAGAUUUUUCUACAGAAGACCCCCGGAUGGCUUGCUUGAACUUGAUGACAGAGUAUAUGUUUUAGAUUCUUGCUUUUCCACUGAAGUAUUACCUGAGGAAAUUUAUCAACUGUAUUUGCAUGAGAUAAUUACUGAGCUGCAUGAAGAGUUCCCUGAAUCAUCUUUUCUUGCAUUCAAUUUUAGAGAUGGUGAGAAAAGGAGUCAGUUUGCUGAAAUUUUAUGUGAAUAUGAUGUUACUGUUAUGGAUUAUCCAAAACAAUAUGAGGGUUGUCCUCUGUUGCCAUUGUCUUUGAUCCAUCAUUUUCUUCGUGGUUGUGAGAAUUGGCUUAAUCUUGGGAAUCAUCAUAAUGUUAUUUUACUUCAUUGUGAGAGAGGGGGUUGGCCCGUUUUAGCAUUUGUUUUGGCUAGUUUCCUGGUUUUUAAAAAAUUGCAUAGUGGAGAGCGAAAGACUCUUGAAAUGGUUUAUCGAGAGGCCCCUAAAGGCUUAUUACAGUUGCUAUCACCAUUGAACCCAUUUCCAUCUCAGCUUCGCUACUUGCAAUAUCUAUCUAGAAGAAAUAUCUCCCCUGAGUGGCCUCCUCCUGAGCGGGCUCUUUCUUUGGAUUGUCUCAUUCUUCGAGCUAUUCCAAGAUUUGAUAGUCAAAAAGGGUGUAGGCCUAUUGUUCGUAUUUUUGGUCGAAAUCUACUUAGCAAGGAUGGACUCUCAACUCAGAUGUUAUACUCUAUGCCCAAGAAAGGCAGAGGUGUUCGACAUUACCGUCAGAAGGACAGUGAUGUGAUCAAGAUUGACAUUCAGUGUUUAGUGCAAGGGGAUGUUGUUCUGGAGUGUGUUCAUUUAGACCUGGAUCCAGAAAGAGAAGUCAUGAUGUUUCGUAUAAUGUUCAACACAGCUUUUAUUCGAUCCAACAUUUUGAUGCUAAGCAGUGAUAACUUGGACAUUCUUUGGGAUUCAAAGGGGCGCUAUCCAAAAGGCUUUCGAGCUGAGGUUUUGUUUGGUGAUGUGGAGAGCAUCCCUCCUCCAAGAGCUCCAACUUCUGUUUUAAAUUUAGAGGAGAAAGGCGGACUUCCUAUUGAAGCCUUUUCAAUGGUCCAAGAACUUUUUGGUGGAGUGGAAUGGGUUGAUCCAAGUGAUGAUGCUGCUUUAUGGUUUCUUAAACAGCUCUCAGUAUUGAAUGAUGUGAAAGAUUUAUCGUUGCUACAAAGUAGGAUGAGUGAAUACUCAUCACCUUUUGAUUCUGAGGAGGAAACCACUGCACAUAGUAUUGCUGAUAGCUUGGAUUUUCUGGACUCAGAGAAGGCUAGUAAUCUUACGUAUGCUAAUUCACCUGAUGUGAAUUUCAUAGAUGAUCCUUUUUCUGAAGAUUUUGCUUCAGAUGCAACCUCAAUGGCCAAAACUUCUGAGGAUCCUACAGAGGUUUCUACUGAACCUUUUUGUUCACAUCCUGAAAGUAAUAAUCAAUCUGAUUUGAGCAUGACUUCUGAUCAAUUGGAAGUAGGGCAAGACCAUGAUAGGCAAUCUUGUUCUCCUCCUUUUGCUUCACCACCUCCCUCCGUUUCUAAUACAAUUACACCUCGACCAUUGGCACCACCACCACCACCACCUCCUCCGCCUCUUUUUGGUUUUCCUAGUAAAGAACUCUCAUUCUCACCACCAAUACCCCCUAAUCAUAUUAAUUACAGUAAAGCACCUCCACCCCACCACCCCCACCACCCCCACCUUCUUAUAUCAAUCCAAGGAACUAUACCAGUAACUCAACCUCCUGUACCUUCAUCUAUAAACUCUGUUAAAGGACCUCCACUACCUCCACCACCUCCACCACUACCACCUUCAUCAGCUUCCCCUCCUCCUCCAGUCCCCAUGCUUUCUACUACAAGUUUCCCUACCCCUCCGCCUCCUCCUCCUCUACCCCCUUCUAUAUCUUCUAAAUGUUGCACUUCAGCUCCCCCUCCCCCACCACCUCCACCUUCCAUUUCUUCUAAACAGCCUCCAUCCCCACCUCCACCUUCCAUUUCUUCUAAACAGCCUCCAUCCCCACCUCCACCUCCUCCUGUACCUUUGAAAGGCCCUCUACCACCUCCACCGCCCCCUCCCCCUCCUCCUCCUGUCUCUUCUAAGGGCCCUUUGCCGCCUCCACCUCCACCUCCCCCACUUGUCUCUUCAAAGGGCACUCUGCCGCCUCCACCUCCACCUCCACCUCCCCCUCCUGUUUCUUCAAAGGGCACUCUGCCGCCUCCACCUCCACCUCCCCCUCCUGUUUCUUCAAAGGGCACUCUGCCGCCUCCACCUCCCCCUCCCCCUCCUGUCUCUUCAAAGGGCCCUCCUCCUCCUCCUCCCCCACCUAUCUCUUCUAAGGGGCCUCCACCUCCUCCGCCCCCUCCUAAGUCGACUCCAUUGCCGCCAGCACCACCUCCACCUCCUUCAGGAGGUCCUCGUCAAGGUUCAAACCCCUCGGCUCCUCCACCACCACCAAAACUUCCUGGUGCCCCACCACCACCACCACCUCCAGGGAGGGGUUCGACACCAGUUCCACCUCCACCUCCUGGUGGGAGGGGCUCUAGUGUGCCACCUCCACCACUUCCAUCUACUGGUAGGGGAAGAAGCUCUUUAGGAUCAACUACUCAUGGAAAAAGUCGACCUACAGGUGGUUCUACUAUUCCUCCCAAAAAAGCAUCAUUGAAGCCUUUGCACUGGGUCAAAGUUACAAGAGCAAUGCAAGGAAGUCUGUGGGCUGAUACUCAAAAACAGGAAAGCCAAUCAAGGGCACCUGAGAUUGAUAUAACAGAGCUUGAAACUCUGUUUUCAGUAGCUUCUGCAACAGAUAGCAUCAACAAGGCCGGAGGUCGGCGUGGUUCAAAAAUUAACAAACCUGAAAAGGUGCAAUUGGUUGAACAUCGGAGGGCCUACAAUUGUGAAAUCAUGCUUACAAAAAUUAAAAUUCCUCUGCCUGAUAUGAUUAAUGCCAUUUUGGCUUUGGAUUCUUCAACGCUGGAUAUUGAUCAAGUUGAAAAUCUGAUUAAGUUCUGUCCUACAAAAGAAGAAAUGGAGACCUUGAGGAACUACACUGGGAACAAGGAAAUGCUUGGCAAAUGUGAACAGUUUUUCUCGGAGCUCAUGAAGGUUCCUCGAGUUGAAUCCAAGUUGAGAGUUUUUGCUUUUACAAUUACUUUUUCAAAUCAGGUUAAUGACUUGAGAAAUAACUUGAAUACAAUAAAUGAUGCUACCAGAGAGGUAAAAGAAUCUGCGAAGUUGCGUCAAAUAAUGCAGACCAUUCUAACCCUGGGUAAUGCACUGAAUCAGGGCACUGCACGAGGAUCUGCUGUGGGGUUUAAAUUGGAUAGUCUUCUUAAACUUUCUGAUACCCGUGCGAGAAACAACAAAAUGACUUUAAUGCACUAUCUAUGCAAGCUCCUUGCUGAGAAAAUGCCAGAGCUGCUUGAUUUUGGCAAGGAUCUUGUUCAUUUGGAAGCAGCCUCUAAGAUCCAAUUGAAGUCUUUGGCUGAAGAAAUGCAAGCAGUGACUAAAGGUCUUGAGAAGGUUGAACAAGAACUUGCUGCAUCAGACAAUGAUGGUGCUAUAUCCUCUGGCUUUCAUAAGGUCUUGAAGAGUUUCCUUGAUACUGCUGAAGCUGAUGUUAGGUCUCUAAUUACCCUGUAUAGUGAAGUGGGGAGAAAUGCAGACUCUCUAUCCCUGUAUUUUGGUGAGGAUCCUGCUCGGUGCCCCUUUGAGCAAGUGACACAAACGUUGGCCAUCUUCACCAAAAUGUUUAACAAAUCACGUGAUGAGAAUGUACAACUGGCCGAUGCUGAAAGGAAAAAGUUGGAGAAGGAAGCCUUGAAGGAACAAACAGCUUCCAAUUCCUCUGCUAAGAAAGAAGCUGAUGCUGAGAAAGAUCUUCUUCGUCAAAUUAAUAAUCAGAUUCAGAGAUCUGCUUCAUAAUCUUAAUCUCGUUGCACUGGUUAAGACAUCAUAAUGCUGGACGCCAGCACAGAAGGCAGAUUGCGAACUAGUUUAAGCAUCG
Ipomoea nil (Japanese morning glory) is the source of this 4269-nucleotide messenger RNA. Its product is annotated as formin-like protein 14. The record is from RefSeq and is a predicted model, not a curated record. NCBI's taxonomy places the organism in Eukaryota, Viridiplantae, Streptophyta, Magnoliopsida, Solanales, Convolvulaceae.